AUGGGUCCUUACAAGGAUAAAUUACUUUAUGAUAUUAUUCCAAUGGAUGUGUGCCAUAUUCUUCUUGGAAGGCCAUGGAAAUUUGAUAGGAGAUCCCAACAUGAUGGGCAUAAAAAUACAUAUGUUAUUGAGAAAGAUGGAGUGUCUUAUACCCUUGAACUACUACAAGAAGAUAUUGAUACAGCUCAUGAGGGACCUAGUGUCAUGAUAGUGAAGGAGAAGGAUUUUUUGAAGGAUCUUGAGGAUCAAGGAUGUGGAUAUGCCAUUGUAGCUAAGCCAAUCUGCAAUAUUCCAAUUAGUGACAAGGAAGAAGUCCCAAAUGAAGUGUUGGGUCUACUUGACAAGUAUGAGAAUAUAGUAGUGGAGGAGAUUCCAAAUGCUUUACCUCCAAUCUGA
Messenger RNA from Cryptomeria japonica (Japanese cedar), 396 nucleotides. RefSeq lists its product as uncharacterized. The record is from RefSeq and is a predicted model, not a curated record. The transcript has a single exon. NCBI's taxonomy places the organism in Eukaryota, Viridiplantae, Streptophyta, Pinopsida, Cupressales, Cupressaceae. Bases 1 to 396 code for a protein of 131 amino acids.